AUGAAGACUUCCACUCUCUGUACCAUUGCCUUUUCAGCCACGGCCCUGGCGGUUCCGGUGUCCGUGACUACCAGUGAUCACGGACUGGCUGACCCCGUCCCUGCCCAUGCUCCAGAGGGUAAGGUCCAUGCUCGCCUGCAGUCUCGUACCUUUUUCCCUAUGGGUGGCUUAUGCCCCCCAUGUGGUGAGGAAGGAGCCAGCCUGAAAGCUCGCACCUUUCUCCCUUUAAUUCAGGGCUUGAUAGGGCACAAGAUGGAUAAGUUCGGUCUCUGCUCGCCGUGUGAUACCAACACCAACAUAAAUGACAAUUCGAACUCCAAUGACAACUCUAAUACAAACAACAAUUCCAAUGAGAAUACAAACAACAACUCCAACACGAACAACAAUUCCAAUACCAAUAACAAUAACAAUUCCAACACCAACACGGUGACCAACAACAUUAAUGGUGGAACUCCUCCCGGAGGUACUCCCCCUACUGAGGGUAUGCCUCCCAUUGAUGGCAUGCCUCCCACCAGCGGCACCCCUCCCACAGGUGGUAUUCCUCCUACUGGCGGUAACCCCCCAACUGGAAGCACCCCUCCCACUGAGGGUAUGCCUCCAACUGGUGGCAUUCCUCCCACUGGCGGUACGCCCCCGACUGGCGGUACCCCCCCUACCGGCGGUAUGCCUCCCACUGGAAGUACUCCUCCUACUGGUGGUACUCCUCCCACUGGGGGUACUCCUCCUACUGGUGGUACCCCCCCUACCGGUGGUACCCCUCCCACUGAGGGUAUGCCUCCCACUGGUGGUAUUCCUCCCACUGGCGGUACUCCCCCAAGUGGCGGUACUCCCCCUACCGGCGGUAUGCCUCCCACUGGAAGUACUCCUCCUACUGGUGGUACUCCUCCCACUGGGGGUACUCCUCCUACUGGUGGUACCCCCCCUACCGGUGGUACCCCUCCCACUGAGGGUAUGCCUCCCACUGGUGGUUGCGAAGGUGACAACUCAUGCCCUCCUGCAACCGGUGGAAACACGUCUGGAGACAACAGCAACACCACUGGCAGCAAUACGGAAACCAACAAGGGAGGCAGUAACUCUUCUAGCUCUUCCAGCUCUUCCAGUUCUUCUUCCUCGAGCAGCUCUUCGUCUUCUAGUACUGGCGGAACUCCCGGAUGCGCUGAAUGCGAAGCUCCCCCUCCCGCGGACUGCGAAGACUUCGAAUAA
Aspergillus pseudotamarii is the source of this 1203-nucleotide messenger RNA. RefSeq lists its product as uncharacterized. The transcript is spliced from 2 exons. The record is from RefSeq and is a predicted model, not a curated record. The coding region runs from base 1 to 1203 and encodes 400 amino acids. Lineage: Eukaryota; Fungi; Ascomycota; Eurotiomycetes; Eurotiales; Aspergillaceae.